AUGCUGCGAGCAGACGAGGCUCACGAUGCUGACAACACUCUAGGAUCAGCAGGAACCGGGAAAUCCUGUCUCCUCUACCAUUGCAUAAACGAGUCUUUCAAGGAGCAUUCCACGCAUACCAUCGGCGUUGAAUUCUCUAGUCGCACUGUGCGCAUAGGCGACCGAAACAUCAAGCUUCAAUUGUGGGACACUGCCGGGCAAGAACGGUUCAGAUCUGUCACGCGAUCGUAUUACAGAGGCUCAGCCGGAGCCUUGCUCGUGUACGACAUCACUUCUCGACAAUCAUUUGCGAACUUGGACAAGUGGCUGUCAGAUUGUCGUGCGCUGGCGUCUCCGCAUCUCGUAGUCGCCUUGGUUGGCAAUAAGUUAGACCGGGAGCAAGACAGAGAAGUGGAGUACUCAGAGGGAUCCCGCUGGGCACAAGAGAAUGGCAAUCUCCUCACAGGAACCCUCUUUGCCGAAGUGUCUUCGUUGACAGGCGAGAAUCUCAUGACGCCUUUCCUGCUACUCUCACGGAAUAUCCUAUCAGCAGUGGACGCUGGCACACUUGACCCGGAAACGGCUGGAACGGGUGUCACAUACGGAGAAAGACAGUUGCGGACAGUUGGAAGUGUUUCCCGACUCAGCGCUACAUUAGGUCGACGGAAAGCCCGUCGGAAGAGCAUCAGCCUCGAGACUAUGGUUGGAUCAUCGAGAGAUUGCAAGUGCUGA
Messenger RNA from Kockovaella imperatae, 711 nucleotides. RefSeq names its product ras family-domain-containing protein. Gene Ontology annotation, molecular function: GTPase activity; GTP binding. The record is from RefSeq and is a predicted model, not a curated record. The transcript has 4 exons. Gene Ontology annotation, biological process: regulation of endocytosis. Gene Ontology annotation, cellular component: endosome. Bases 1 to 711 code for a protein of 236 amino acids. Lineage: Eukaryota; Fungi; Basidiomycota; Tremellomycetes; Tremellales; Cuniculitremaceae.